Molecule: messenger RNA, 615 nt
Organism: Striga hermonthica
Lineage: Eukaryota; Viridiplantae; Streptophyta; Magnoliopsida; Lamiales; Orobanchaceae
Source: the annotation of a GenBank genome assembly
AUGGAAACUUCAACGAUUGAAACAGAGAUUUCAAGCAAAGACUACUUUGGCAAGCCCCGUGUUUUAUCCCUUCUUUCGACAAUCUUGGAGAGGUCUGUUCAGAAAAACGAGAGAUUGCUCGAAGCUUCACAAACCAGAGAUUUUGUCACAGUAUUCCAUGGCUUAAGAGAACCUUCUCUUAGCAUUCAGCAAUAUAUCGACCGCAUUUUCAAGUAUUCGUGCUGCAGUUCGUCUUGCUUUAUUAUUGCAUAUAUAUAUUUGGACAGAUUUGUUCAACGGGCAAACUUAUGCUUGACUUCUCGCAAUAUCCACCGCCUUCUUAUUACCAGUGUCAUGGUGGCAGCAAAAUUUAUGGAUGAUAAGUUCUUCAAUAAUGCAUAUUACGCGAGAGUUGGAGGUGUCACCACAUCAGAACUGAACAAGUUGGAGCUGAAGUUUUUGUUCGGAGUGGAUUUUCAGCUUCAUGUUAGUGUACAGACAUUUAGAAAGUGCAGUUUGGUUUUGAGAAAUGAGUCAAAAGGCAGAUUUAUCGAGCGCUCAAUCCAUCUGUGUGGAGUGGAAGAGAACUGCCCGAACAAUGAUGAACCCGUUUGUUGUCCUCAGUCAAUCUCUUGA